This is a messenger RNA of Musa acuminata AAA Group (dessert banana), 1739 nucleotides long. RefSeq names its product transcription factor MYB44-like. The transcript is spliced from 2 exons. Gene Ontology annotation, cellular component: nucleus. The record is from RefSeq and is a predicted model, not a curated record. Lineage: Eukaryota; Viridiplantae; Streptophyta; Magnoliopsida; Zingiberales; Musaceae. Bases 349 to 1455 code for a protein of 368 amino acids. Gene Ontology annotation, biological process: regulation of DNA-templated transcription. Gene Ontology annotation, molecular function: RNA polymerase II cis-regulatory region sequence-specific DNA binding; DNA-binding transcription factor activity, RNA polymerase II-specific.
GUGGACUAGAUGGCGCAAGCGUGGGGUACGAUUUUGAUUUGACGGCAAGCGGGCCCCGCAUUGACUCGUCAUCCUCUCCUCUAAGGAGCGGGCCGGGCGGGUAAGUUGGUGGCGUGGGUCGAUGUGUGAAGAGGACAGGGGUGAGAGGGCACAGAAAGCGUGCAAUGAGAUGGCGACGCGUGUACAGCGCCAGCUGUAUGCGAUUGCGAGCGGAACCGGAAGAGGGCGGGAGCGCCCUCCGUUACGUCGGUCGCCGCCGACCCAGGUGGCUCUGCCUCUCUAUAAAACCCCUCCGAAGCACUUCAUCUUCUCCUUCGUUGGGGGAGUUUGGGUCCCUUGGCGGCGGCGAUGGGAAGCAGGAAGGAUGUGGAUAGGAUCACGGGGCCGUGGAGCCAAGAGGAGGAUGAGGCGCUGCAGAGUCUGGUGCAGCGCCACGGACCUAGGAACUGGUCGCUCAUCAGCAAGUCCAUCCCGGGUCGCUCCGGAAAGUCAUGCCGGCUGCGGUGGUGCAACCAACUCUCGCCACAGGUGGAGCACCGCCACUUCACGGCGGAGGAGGACGAGAUCAUCGUCCGCGCCCACCGCCGCUUCGGCAACAAGUGGGCUACCAUCGCCCGCCUCCUCUCCGGCCGCACCGACAACGCCAUAAAAAACCACUGGAACUCCACCCUCAAGCGCAAGUAUAGCACCGCUUGCCCCGUCGACAACGAGCUGCGGCACCGGUACGACGCGAUCACGACGGAAAAGGAGGCGGCGGCGCAUCGGGAGAACGAGGCGGUGGCGACGAGGCCGCUGAAGAGAGCAAGCAGCGACGGCCUCACCCUGUUGUCCGGCGGAGCGGGUCUUUGCUUCAGCCCCGGAAGCCCGUCUAGAUCCGAUCUCAGUGAUUCCAGUCACCACAGUCACUCGCUAAUCUCUCCGCCGGCGGCGGCGUCACACAUCCAUCAGCCGUUUCCCAGAACUGGCGGUGUCGUGACUCUCUCCUUUUCUCCGAGCCAACACCACCAUCAUGGCGGACCGAUCACUGCUGCUGCUGAUCCUACUUCUCUAAAGAACGACGACGGUCCAACGACCUUGCUGACCCUCUCCCUCCCCGGCUCAGAUAAGUUUCACACCUCCAGCCACCGCCACGUCCUGACCGGUCCCAACACCAACAACCAGAACCAGCUCCAACCACUGCCGUCCUCCGCUCAUGCCUCCCAUCGGAUGAUGCAGCGAUGUUCAGCCACCGCCGCCAGCCCUUCUGGCCGCUCCCGGAUUCCGAGCGCCGAUGAUGAGCGUCGGUCUGCACCUUUCUCAUUCAGCGGCGAGUUCAUGGCAGUCAUGCAAGAGAUGAUCCGCAGCGAGGUGCGGAGCUACAUGGUCGAACUGGAGCAGGGCCGCAUGGUGUGCGGCACGCAGCCGCCGCCCUGCAACGCCGCGGCGAAGCGCGUCGGAGUAACGGAUGCAGAGUAGAGUACGUUGUGAAUCCAGAUCAUGAAGGAAUGAAGGAAUCAAAGAAUGUCUUGGACCAAGAAGAAGACAACGGUGUCUCCUUUUCCUCUCUGGUAGUCGCUCUCAAUAGUAAUGGGUUGGAUGCUUCAAUGAGAGAAGGAAAUUGUACAGGAAAACGGGAAAGAAGUGGGAAGAAGAGCGAGCACUUCGUUUCAAUCUCCUCCUCCUCCUCUGUUCUAUUCCGUGUAAUGAUUGUGAAGAUGGAGGAGGUUUUUUCUUGGUUUACCAGUGAUUAUUUGGUUCCA